AUGGCGUCUACGCAGUUAACGGAUGAGGAGCUUUUCUCCGAAUUAAAGCGCUUAGGGUUCACCCCGGGCCCGGUAACCGAGAACACCCGGCCCGUGUACCUAAAGAAGCUGAAGAAGCUUCGAGAGGAGCAGCAGCAGCGGGGCUCCAGGGCCGGGAAGAGCCGCAGCGGGGCCGCCAUCAGCGGCUCCUCCGGCGGCGGCGGCUCGGCGGGAGCCAGCCGUGACGUCACGCAGCUCAUCUCCAACAGGAGAGCCGGCCGGAAGUCGUCCGUCCUCGGCUUCAGCUCCGACGAGUCCGACGCCGAAACUCCUCUGAAGAAGAAAGGCAGCCCCGGGUUUUCAGCUCCGGCCAGGACCCGGAUUAACGCCACUCACAGCCCGGCGAACAGCAGCAGGUCCUCCCCGGGGCCGGGCUGGAGAAUCCGCGGCAGAUCCAGGGGCCUCGGGGCCGAAGGGAGGGCUGAGGAGUCCGGGGAGGAGGAGGAGGACGAGGAGGAGGUGGGCCCGGAGAAGAACUGCCGCUCUGUGAACGGCUGCGGGGCUCACGGGAACCAGAUCACCGGGGAGUACUCGGACUCUGACGGGGACGAGCAGGGCUCAGGCCCGGGGGCCGGAGACCGACACCGGGACCGACUGGAGCCCAGACCCAGCUAUUCCAGAGCCGGCAGAGGGGCUCAGACAGGCGGGUCCAGGGACCAGGACCAGCCGGAGGGUCUGACCAUGCUGGGUGGCCGGGGGGAGGAGGGGGACGCGGACCCUCCAGGAUCCUUCAGGACUCACAUCUCCCCACGGAAGUCCAUCUAUGUGUCCCUAAACCAGAACCACAGAGGAGGGGAGUCCGGGAAGAACCACCACCACAUGUCCGGGGACCCUGGGGCCUCUGGCCGCUUUAGCAUCGGGCUCAGACCCCGGUUCUCCUCCUACAGCAGCCUGUCUCACAUGCCCUGGACCAACCACUCGAACCACACCGGGUCCUCCCGAACCCUCUGUCCGGCCUCCAAAACGUCCCCCCCACCACCCGGACCGGAGGACGAGCUGCUGCAGCAGUUCCGGCGGGAGGAGGCGGCGUCCUCCGGGUCCUUCAGCGCCCACUACCUGUCCAUGAUCCUGCUCACCGCGGCCUGCCUCUUCUUCCUCCUGCUGGGUCUCAUGUACCUGAGGAUGAGGGGCUCCGGGACCCCCGAGGACACAGCCAGUGAGUACCUGAGCCCACCUGUGAGGGUCUGGGCUGUAGUUGGAGGUGGUGGGGGUGUGAUGCUGCGUAGGACUGGGCGAUUUGGCAAAAGAAAAAAGAUCACGAUAUAUUUGAUCGUAUCGUCCGAUCUCAAUUAUUAUCCCGAUAUUUUUUUUAACGGCCAGUAUUAAAGCAUCUGUACUGAAAACUAAAGAAACUAGCGAUUAGUUCAACAUUUUAUUAACAUACAAAGUAAAUAAAGCAAAUUAAAUGAGACAAAUAUAAAUAAUAUAUACAAAUCAUUUUAACUCAACAGUACAACAAAAGUAGAUAGAUACUAAAGAAUAUAGUGAACUAGUUUACGGUCCUGAGUGUUUUUCGCAGGUAUGUAGAUCCAAAAUAAACAAACCGCCCCCUCAGGAAUAAUGAAAACACAUCAAAAUGUAAACAUUAGAUGAUGUAAACGUAGAUGAUACGAUUGAUUACUUUGGUCUGGUGGCUGCACCGCUAGUUGUCGCUUAACUGUUAAUGCUACUCAUGCCGUCAGCAGUGGCAGGCUGUACAGACUCCGCCCACAUUGUCAUACUUUCCCCAAAAUCACUCGGGAAGAACUUCUUCAAAACAGAUUUGUUGUGUUGACGAUUUAUAAGGGCACUGACCGCCGACAUACCUUACACAUCGGCUUAACUGCUUGACGUCACUUUGGAGAUACCCGAACCACCGCCACGCAACCGACGCUGAAUAACUUCUCAACAAUAACAUCUUCGGAGGAUGACUCAAAGUCACGGCUGACAUCUAUUUUGUUACCCUCAGCUCCACGUUCAGUCAUUCUGUUAACUUCUCCGUGAAAUUACAGAAGUGAGCAGGAAAAGCUCGACUCUGAUUGGCUGUUGUGACAUGUUCCGCUAUGUUUGAUCGAGUAAAUAUGCUCACAGCUGAUCACUGAUAUCAAACUGAAAUUUAUCAGGAUCAUUGCUCACAAUCACAUAAUCGCCCAGUCCUAGGGCUGGGCGAUAAAACGAUAACGAUAUAUUGAAAAUUAGUUUCCCUCAAUAUCGAUAUAAAACACGAUCAAUAUGCUUUUCAAUUGUUGUCAUUCUUCCAUGUUUUGGUCGACUAUACGAAUAGCCAAUGAAAAGAGGAGUUGCUCCAGGUCACACCGCACUGAACCAAUUGUGCUGAAUUAGAACAAAGUAUCAAACAACUGCGUCGUAGCAGACAGCAGCUACACCCAACCAUAGCACUUUAACAGGUGAAGCCGACAGCACUGUCGGUGAGAGCCUGUGCAGCCGAAACAGCUGACCAUUCUGCUUUCUCCAACGCAACGCCUUACGACAAAAAAAAUCAAAGAGACACAAAGACCUCACAGAUGCAGGAGAUAAUCGGAAAAGACAAGCGACCAAUAAACACUGUUAGAUUUGAUUUAAGAGUAACAGGGAACAUUUAGAUUAGAUUCAACUUUAUUGUCAUUACACUUGUAUACACAUAUAUAUACACACACAUAAGUAAAAGACGGUAUGAAGUGUUCUUGUCAAUAUUUACAUUAAUCACAAUAUAUUACAUUUAACUAAGUGCCAUCAGCGUGCUUCAACGGGCUGAGAGUUCCAGGGUCUAAAAUCACCGAGUCCUCAGUCACACCCUCCUGUCCUCAUCUGUGUUUUAAGAAAGUGAGGCUCCUGUCCACACCUGUCCUCCUCUCAGUACAGCCAAAGCAGCAGACACACUUGGACUCUCAGAUGUGCGGACUUUAAAAGGUCAAUGAUAAUAAAGAUAAGAGAGUUUCAUAUUAAAAUCCACUCUGCAUGCUGAGCCUCACAGGUGUGAAUAAUUUUACAGGUGUAAUAAACAUAAACACACACCUGCUGCAGAUCAAACCUGGACGUUCCAACUAACUUUAAACUUUGAACAAACUUUUUCAAAAGUCAAAUUCACUUCCUCCUGAUCACAUGAUUUACUUCAUAUGACAGGUCAGAGUUAAAAUAAGUGUGUGUUUUAUUAUCAAUAUAAUGAUCUCUCUCUCUCUCUCUCUGUUUCAGUAAAGAGUCACCCUUUUGGCAGUGUCUUUGACGCCUCUUAUGUAAGUACAGAUCUACUUUAUCUGUGUGUGUGUGUGUGUGUGUGCGCGCGCGCUCGGAAGUACUAGGGAUGCACAGUAUAACUAACAUCAUAUUAAUAAAAGCAGUUCUGAAAACUUAAGCAGAUGUGAUUGUUGACCUAAAAGGUGAAUGAUGACAGCUCACACCUGUUGGCUGUAUAGAAGUAUUUUAAAGUAUUUCAAGGUAUUUUAAAUUAUUUUAAAGUGUGUUGAAGUAUUUGGAGGGGGGGGUGACGUACUGAGAACAGACAGCAGACUCAUCACUGAAGGUCCACAUUUCUCAUUGUUAAACCUCGUUGUCUUGUUGUCUCUCUGUUUCUUAGACACACUCAGAGCGUUUACCUGCACACUUUAAUCGGACUAAGAUCAUAAUUCGAAUCAGACUUCUCUCCUUGUCCAGAUUCUGGAUAUCCAGAUCCAGAAUGAAGUUCGGUCACCUUCAUACUUCACCUAAAAGCUGUGAGAUAUCAGUGUGUUAAUGCACCUCAUUAUGACGUUUCCUUUUACUCCCUCUGAGGGAGCGUCAGAGGAGGAAUAACCUCAUCCCACCAUCACCCUCAGUCAGUCCGUUUCCAUGACACUCGAGAAAACCGAAUUAUCGUCUUAUUCCGAUUAAGACCGGACAACUGAAGGUCAUGUAAACACUUUAGUCCGACUAUAAUCGGAGUUUGAGAACUCUGAUUAAGACACCCAGAUAAUGUGAUUGGAAUACGAUUUUCUCUACCAUGUAACCAGCGUAGUCGGAGUAUGAUCGGACAAUGCAUGUGCGCGUACGCCACGCCUCCAUAACCCCGGAACAAAAACACCAGAGAAGAGGAGUAGCGUGUGUCUCAUCGGUUGUAUGGGGUCGGAGACAGCGCCGCUGAAAAGACCCAUAUCGCCCCCUAUUUUUGGGGAGGAGGACACAUUCACGUCAAUAAUUCGAUUUUUUUCAGCUGCAUGUAUUUAUGAGCUUCGUCCGAUGAAACUGUGACUGUAAACGUAGUGAGUGUGUGGCUCUGCAGAGGAGCAGGAGCGUAAAUAUCCUGCUGUGAGAUGGUCUGUCUCUCUGUUUGUGUGUGAUCAUCAUCAUCAUCAUCAUCAUCAUCGUCAUUAGCAGAGAUAUUAUCACCAUCGGUGUAUUUACCUGAGUUUACCUGCUGUGUGCACUCAUCAGCUCAGCCCGACAUCACGUGGAAAUGUCAUCAGCAUGCUGGAGGAAAAGUUUGAGUUCACACAUGCAGCUGAGCAGGACAGUUUUCAGGUAGAAUUUCAGAGUAUUUAGAGCGAGUGUGGACGCACUGAGAGAGGUGAGGUGGAGGGACCAGACUGUGCUCCAUCAGAAACACAGGAGCUGUCAUGAUCAUCACUGCUGUGUGAGAGCCUCUGCACCACACUGCUAUACUCCACCCAAACACCAGGUGGCAGUGUGACCUUUGUGUUUGUUAUAUAACAGGUUUCCAGUCUGAGUGAUGAAUGUGGACCAGCAGCUGGUGUCACAGGUGUUCACAGGUACACUUUGUAAUGACUGUUUUCUCAACUCAGAACAAGACGGAGAAAGACCUGAUCCUGAACCUGCUGCUCAGUCUGCACGACCACCUGGCCCACAUCGCAGGUAAGCCACAUCCCUCUGACACUCACCUGUUAGCUCCUGUGGUCUGUCUGGACUCACCUGCGGUCAGUCUGGACUCACCUGCGGUCAGUCUGGACUCACCUGUGGUCAGGUGUUGAUGAGGUGUGUUGUUUGGUUGCAGGUCAGCAUGACUGUGGAGACGUUCAGCACCCUAACAGGAGUCUAACCCUGCAGCAGGUGUCUGAAUAUUUACAGGUAAGUUUAAAUCCUCUCACCUUUACACUGACGACUCACUGACAGGUGUGUGUUCACCUUCGUCUGAGCUCUGUGUGAAAGAGGAACAAGCUGAAGGUGAACAAACACAGGAACAAACUGCUGAUGUAUCUGUUUGUGUGUCUGUGUGUGUGUGUGUCUCACAGACUCAGAAUCAGCUGUUUAAAGGUUUCAUCGAAGUUUCUCUGGAGUGGAUCAUCAGGACUGGGCAGGAUGUGGGGAUCAGGUAAAACAUCACACCUGUUCAGUCUGUUGUCAGAGCUGUCAUGUGACCCUGGACUCACAAUUUGUGUGCGUGUGCGUGUGUGCAGACUGUCAGGUCAGACAGGUGAUGACCCGGUCACUGAUGUCUCUGAGAUCUCUGUCCUUGAGUCCACACAUCCCAAGAUGCCGUUCAGCUGCCGCUUCCGCAGAGCCUUCCUCACCGUCAUCAGCAGAGUCUUCCUCUUCACAGCCGGUAAGAUUAACAACAACAACAACAACAUAAACAACAAUAACAACAACAUAAACAACAAUAACAACAACAUAAACAACAAUAACAACAACAUAAACAACAAUAAUAACAACAAUGACCAAAAACAUGUCUAUAAAAUGUGGAUAAAAUCAGAAUUGUUUGCAAAGACAACAAUCAAAAAGUUAAAAUUCAAUAUUUUUUGUUGUUUGAAAAAAAUUGAGUUUCUUUUUUUCUUUUAAAAUGAUAUUUUCUUUUAUAUAUUAAAGAGUGCAAACAAGGUAAAAAGUUUUUGCUCAAUUUUUACACAAACAGAAGAGCUGGAAAAAUACAAAUCGUUUAAAUAAAUACGAUAAUAAAAUUAAAUUCAUCAUAGUAAUGACUGAAUGAGAGUACAAACUAAGGUAUAAUCAAAAUAAAGGGAAAAGAAAUACAGAACAAAAACAUACACAAAUAAUAAUGAUAAUAAUACAAUGUUGAGUCAAAAUAAUUACAUCAAUAGUGAAAAGAAAAAAAGCGUAUAUAAUAUGCAGUACAAUAGUGUACUUAAGAGGGUACAUACCCCCCCCCCCCCCCCAUCCACCCAUCCCAUGAGCUAGGUUUGGUUGACAAAGAAAAAAAAUAUAUAUAUAUGCAUAAAAAUAUACAUACAUAUCUACAAACACGCAUACAUACAUAUAUAAACAUCUGUUAAUAAUAAUAAAUUUAUUAAUUAUAUAAUAAAAAAUAAAAAUCACGGUAAAUUAUGUAAUAAGAGUAAUAAUAAAAACGGUAAUAAUAAUGAUAAUAAAACAAAAUAAAUAGAUCUGUAAGAUAAUAAUAAAUGGAAAAAAAAUUGAGACUAGUGCAAAGACAACAAACGAAAAGUUAAAUUCAAUUUUUUUUGUUGUCGUUUGAAAAACUUUGUGUUUCUAAAAAGUUAUCAGAGUUUAUGACCAAGACGGACGGUCAGAGAGGCUGAGUGUCUCAGAGGUUCACCACUCUGUGGGAGACUCUGAAUUACUUUUUAAAAACCUGACAUUGAAUUAGAAAAGAGAUUUUUCAUCAUCAUCGUCACAAAAACAUGUCGCUGUUUUAUUUUGUUUUAUCUGUGCAGACACAGACUGUAACACUAGAGGGCAUCAUAUCCACAAACGUGCACAUUCAAGUGUUCAUUAAACAUGAAUCCUAACAUUAUCGGUUUAAAGGCUGAGUUUAAACAUGUGUGUGUUUGUUUGUUUCUGUUUGUGUGUGUGUGUGUGUGUGUGUGUUUGUGUGUGUGUGUUUAGUGGUCGGCUGUGUAUGGAGCGUUGUGUGUUACAUGAAGUAUCGCUGGAGAAGAGAGGAGGAGGAGACCAGACAGAUGUACGACAUGGUGGACAGGAUCAUCGGUGAGACUGACACACACAAACACACAAACACAAACGCACACAGUGUGUAGUUUUUUGUUUAAAUCUAAGUUGUGUGUCUCUCUGUGUGUUCAGAUCUGUUGAGGAGUCACAAUGAUGCAUGUCAAGAGAACCAGGACCUGCAGCCCUACCUGCCCAUCCCCCACGUCAGAGACUCCCUGGUCUCACCUCAGGACAGGUACGCUCAGAUCACACACACACACACACACAGAUCUGAUUGGUCUCCUGUGUAUGUGUGUGAAAGUGUGUAUUUAUGCUCACCUGUGGAGGGUCAGGUGUUCUUACCUGUUCAGGUGGUCAGCUGAUAUUCUAUGAUGUCAUACAGGAAGAAGAUGAGGAAGGUGUGGGAGCGAGCGGAGAGCUACCUGUCGGCAGGUGAGUCCAGGAUCAGGACAGAGACCCAGAGGAUCGGGGGGGCGGACUACCUGGUGUGGAGGUGGAUCCAGCCGUCACUCACCUGUGACAAAACCUCCUCAGGACCCUCCAAAGUCUGGCAGGGCAAAGGUAGGUGACAUUACUCAGGCAGCAGAGCAUGAUGGGUAACGAGUCAGGUGGGCUGAUGAAGGUUGUCUCCUCCUCUUCCUCUUCAGCGUUCCCUCUGGACCGCAGGAACUCCCCCCCCAACAGCCUGACCCCGUGUCUGAAGAUCAGGAACAUGUUCGACCCCAUCAUGUGAGGCCCGCCCCUUUACUGUCACGGCGACAUCACUGUCUGUGAUGUCACUUCCAGUGUGUAACCUGUGUGUGUGUGUGUGUGGGUGUGUGUGUGUGUUUCAGGGAAGUCGGGGAGAACUGGGACUUGGCGAUCCAUGAGGCCAUCCUGGAGAAAUGCAGCGACAAUGACGGCAUCGUUCACAUCGCCGUCGACAAGAACUCCCGAGAGGUACGGUCCACGCCGCAGUGAGGUCACAGCGAGGUCACAGCUGUGUGUUCUGUAAUCAGAUGUUUGGGUACCACUCAGUUUUAUAAGAGUACACACGUGUCUGGAUCAAAUAUUGAUUAUACAUGAGACCUGUGACCAACAUGAACUGAGAUGUUCAAACUGAAGAGGCUGAAAUGAGGUUUUCAAAGAGACCAGGACUGAGUUUUAGAGUAAAUGAAGAGACGACAGAGCGAUCAGAGGGAGGACAGACUGAUCACACAGGGUUAAAAACACUCUGAGUAAACAGACUUUUUCACCCCCAACUUCCACCUUCAUCCUGAACGUCGACUAAAAGGUCAUAUCCUCCGAUCGUAGCUGAUCGUAACCGUUCAAGUUAACGUGUCAAUUUCCAAGAGUUCUAUUUUUUCUGGACGCCGGAGCAUGGCGGAUAAAUUCAGCACAGAUUAACCCGUGCUGGAAGUCGGGCACAGACACAAAAAUAACACAAAAUAAAACAUCCGGCUUCUUUUCAAAAUAAAACACUCAGGCGGAAAUGAACAAGUGAAAGGUUUUUAGACGUCAUUUCACCCCGAUGACACCAUGGAUGAGGAGAUGCUGAUUCUAGAAGUCUAGAAGUAGAUUUCCUCCUCUGGAAGGACACAAUCUACUGCUUAUAUGUCUAUGUGUCUGUCUUUAGAGAGACAACUCGUUAUCAUGAGAUUGAACGUGAAUCUGCAGGUUCUUAUGAGUUCUUGUGAUUACUCCUGUCUGUAAUCAGCCAUAAAAUUCGCCUCACAAACACAUCAGGUUGGAAUUGGUGGAUGGUGAAAAUCACUGCUGUUCUGGAUGAGGUGAAAAAUUGGGGGUUAUUCCUCAUAGAUCUCUGAGAAACUUGUUUUAUUUUGAAAAGCUACUUUGAGUUCCUCUUAGCAGAAACUCCUCAGCCAGGUGUGAUCGUACGUACGGGUGAGAGGAAACCGUGAUGAGAUCCAGUGACCUAAAGUGACCUGCUCUCUUCUUCAGUGAUGUUUGAUAUCAAAGUGACCCCCCCCCCCCCCCCCCCAGUUUCAAUUUUCAGCUUUAUUAGCAUGACUGUUAAUGUUACCAAAGCACUCUCACAACAAAAGCAAUUCAGCAAUAACAACAACAGUAAUGUUUUCCUCUCUCUCUAUCUCUCUCUCCUCAGGGCUGUGUAUAUGUGAAGUGUCUCUCUGCAGAGCAUUCUGGGAAAGCGUUCAAAGCUCUGCACGGCUCCUGGUUCGAUGGUGAGGCUCACACACUCACACUCUGUGUUCAUGUUGAACUCUCAGCAGGUCUGUGUUCAGUCAGUCUGUCUGUCUGCAGACUGAACACAGACCUAUAGGAGGUCCUUAUGUGUCAGUGCACUCACACCUGCACAGGUAGCUCUUCAGGUGGAGGGGCUUUGCUAUCAUGUUCAUGUUACAUUACCCGCACUACUUCCUAUAUAGACCGUGUAUAAGCUUAAACUUUACCUUUCACGUUGAUGGAAGAGGGUCCGACAGGAUUUGAUGCGCUGGUUGGUAAGUCAGACCAGGUCGAAAAUAAUGUUGUGUGUUGUUGUGCGAAUAGAAAUCAUUAGUGGCACAUUGAUACUAAUGAUCAUUUGAAAUUUCAGUCACGGCGUUCGUAAUUCAGCAGUGGUGGUGCGCCGCUGCUGCAGCUGAAUUUCGCGUGCGAAUGAAUGUCGCACGAAUAAGAGAAAAGGAAACACUGGGCGGACUCCGCAUUUAAAUCAUAGAGAAACAGUGUGGAGAGUCUGUGAACUGCAAAGGCUUUUAUUUUGAAAAGGUGAUCUGUUAACAUAAAGGGCUUUUAUUUUGAAAAGGUCUGUAAACAGGGCGUUUAAUUUGAAAAGAUGGUCUGCAAACUGUCUGCUUUUAUUUUGAAAAGUUGAUCUGUAAACAUUAAGUGCUUUUAUUUUGAAAAGUUGAUCAGUAAACAAAAAGGGCUUUUAUUUUGAAAAGUUGAUCAGUAGACAAAAAGGGCUUUUAUAUUGAAAAGUUGAUCUGUAAACAAAAAGGGCUUUUAUUUUGAAAAGGUGAUCUGUUAACAUAAAGGGCUUUUAUUUUGAAAAGUUGAUCAGUAAACAAAAAGGGCUUUUAUUUUGAAAAGUUGAUCAGUAAACAAAAAGGGCUUUUAUUUUGAAAAGUUUAUCAGUAAACAAAAAGGGCUUUUAUAUUGAAAAGUUGAUCAGUAAACAAAAAGGGCUUUUAUUUUGAAAAGUUGAUCAGUAAACAAAAAGGGCUUUUAUUUUGAAAAGUUGAUCAGUAAACAAAAAGGGCUUUUAUUUUGAAAAGUUGAUCAGUAAACAAAAAGGGCUUUUAUUUUGAAAAGUUGAUCUGUAAACAUAAAUGGGCUUUUAUUUUGACAGGUAAGCUGGUGACGGUGAAGUACCUGCGUCUGGACCGGUACCAUCAGCGCUUCCCUCAGACCCAGAACUGCAGCACCCCCCUGAAAGCCUCCAGCCGCCCCCUCAGCGCCCCGAGCAGCAACACAGGAAGCUUCCUCAAACACAGAGCCUCCUCUUCCUCCUCCUCCUCCUCCUCUUCAUGAUCCCGCCCCCUCCCCACAGUCUGCUGCUUCAUCACAGGAACACCCCCUCCCCCCCUUCAUGAGCUGCAUGUCGGUCUGUGUGAGCUCCGAUCUGCUCCUUUAAUUCUGAUUUAUUGAUUAUUUUUAUUUUCGUCGGGGAGGACGGACGCAGACAAGAGAAGCUUUAUGAUACACAGACACACACUUACACACACACACACACACACACACAGAGCGGAGGGCGAGUGUGUUCCUGUCAGGUAUAACUCGUAUAUAUUACACGUUUAUAUUGUUUUAUAUUAUUUUUCAUAUUUACCUCUCUGUCAUGUGGGCUGAUCUGUGGCCCCGCCCCCUCACUGAGGUGUGUGUGUGUACCUGGACGGACAGGUGUGUCUCAGACGGACUCUGGCUCCUGCAGACAGAGUCGUUGUUUUUUUAAUGCAGUGGAUGAAAGUUGGACUCAGUUGUUUUUUUUUUUUUUGCAGUGUGAAAAUGUACAAAGAUGCACAUUUCAAACUGCUGCUCCUCCUCCGCCCUGGUGGAGCAGAACACCCCGCCGUGCCUUACAGGAGUGCUGAUUUCAGUCUGGCACUGCGUCACUGGAACAGGAUGGAGAUGAUGAUGAUGAUGAUGAUGAUGAUGAUGGAGUUUAGAGGGCAGCUGAUGCCCCCUUAGAUCUAGUGGAGUAGGUGGAAAUCUUCAAUUUGGUAUUUUGUAGCAGUUUCCUUUGAUAUUAAACCAAAUGCUUCUCUCUAUUUAUUAUUCUUAUUUUUAUAAAUCAGCCCUGAUGAUGUCCGUUUAUGUCGGCCUGUUACGUUUCCCAUCAGAUGACCCAGUUUACAUCAGAACCAGAACACAGAACCUAGGAGAGAAAAUAAGUAAAGGGGACUGAGGUCAGUGCUGCUGCACGUCCAGCAGGGGGCAGCGUGAGAGGGAGGGUCUUUACUGCAGUGUUGGGUUCCUCCUGAAGUGUUGGGUCCCCUUUUUAUUGUUAGGUACCUACUGCAGAUAUAGGUCCCUUUUUUAGUGUUAGGUCCCUCCUGCAGCCUUGGGUCCCUCCUGCAGUGUUAUGCCCCUUUUUCAGCUUCAGUCCCUCCUGCAGUAUUAGCCCCCUCCUGCAGUGUUACGCCCCUUUUUCAGCGUUAGAUCCCCUCUGCAAUAUUAGGCCCCUCCUGAGAUGUUAGGUCCCUUUAUCAGUGUUUGGCCACUCCUGCAGUGUUAGGCACUUUCUUCAGCAUCAUGCCCUUCCUGCAGUCAUAGGUCCCUUAAUCAGCGUUAUGCCCGCCCAUGCAGUCUUGGACCCCUCCUGCAAUGUUAGGCCACUCCUCCUGCAGUUUUAGGCCCCUUCUGCAGCCUUGGGUCCCUCCUGCAGUGUUAUGCCCCUUUUUCAGCUUCAGUCCCUCCUGCAGUAUAAGCCCCCUCCUGCAGCAUUAGGGCCCUCCUGCAGUGUUACGCCCCUUUUUCAGCGUUAGAUCCCCUCUGCAAUAUUAGGCCCCUCCUGAGAUGUUAGGUCCCUUUUAUCAGUGUUUGGCCGCUCCUGCAGUCAUAGGUCCCUUAAUCAGCGUUAUGCCCGCCCAUGCAGUCCUGGACCCCUCCUGCAAUGUUAGGCUACUCCUCCUGCAGUGUUAGGCUACUCCUCCUGCAGUUUUAGGCCCAUUCUGCAGUCUUAGGUCCCUCCUGCAGUGUAAGGCCCCUCCUCCUGCAGUCUUAGGCCCCUCCUCCUGCAGUGUAAGGCCCCUCCUGUAGUAUUAGGCCCCUCCUCCUGCAGUUUCAGGCCCCUCAUGCAGUCUUAAGUCCCUCCUGCUCCUGCAGAGUUAGGCCCCUCCUCCUGCAGUCUUAGGUCCCUCCUGCUCCUGCAGAGUUAGGCCCCUCCUCCUGCAGUCUUAGACCCAUCCUUCUGCAUUUUUAGGCCCCUCCUGCAGUCUUAGACCCCUCCUUCUGCAUUUUUAAGCCCCUCCUCCUGCAGCAGCAGUGUCUCAGUCCCUCUGAAUGACCUCAGCUGGAUGUCGGUGUUGUUUCUUCGAUGUGACGGCUCUUCUCACUUUGUUUCAUGUCUUUAUUUUUUCGGGGAUGUAUUUUCUGUAAACACUGUACAUUACUGUAACUGUAUCAUGUUAUAUUUUAAGCAGCUUUAUUUUCAUGGCGUCGUUUGUUUGGAGUCCCUGUCCUGCAAGCCAGAGGGGGGAGGUGUACAAAACUACAGACAUUUAAAAAGAAGAAACAGAAGUUUUAAUGUAAUUUGUCAAUUGUACAAACUGCUCAAAUUAAAGGUUUAUUAGGAGUUUUUAAAACCCUCUGUUUCCUGUGGUUCGUUUUCAUCAAGGUGAGUAACUUUGAUCCUGUUGGAGAUGUUUCAGAUGUGUGCGCUGAAGUCAGUUUUUAGGCGUUUCUUUAGAGAUUAUGGGGUCAGUCCUGAAGCAUUUUUAAUGUGUAAACAUGAACUGUAUAUACUUUGUUCCGCCUUCCGCCAGUUUACGGAUUUGAAGCCAAAAAGCUCUCAGUAAUUUUGCGUUUUUUCUUCACUUCCUGAAACCAACAUUGCGCAGUAGCGUUGUGCGCAUUCGGCUGGAGAGUAGCUGUGAUGACGCUCGUAUUAAGUAUUUAUUUACUUAUUUAAUUAUUAGUAUUUUUUUCUAUUAUUAUUAUUAUUAUUGAUUUAUUUUUAUUCUUAUACAUAGCUCUGAGUCUGCAGAAGCUGAGAGUGUCCAGCAGGGGGCAGUGACGGUGAGCUCAGCCUGCAGUCAGACCACAGAGGAAGAGGAAAGGAGCAGCAGUCGGACCUUACUUGGAAACAUUCAGGGCUGCAGAUGAUCCGGUCCAUGUUUAGACCUGAUCCCAGAAAACUGACCACGAUCACCGGGACGGUCUGUGCGCUCCUGCUGCUGCUGCUCCCCGGUAAGACGAACAUAAAUACACACUUUCACACACAUUUAAGGGUAUUUAAAAAAGAGAGUUAAAUUAAACCGAUCUGAGGUUCUGACGGAGUUAAUGUUCGUGAGUUUUCUGAGGUCAACACAAAAACACACACAGACUCAUCAUUAGUGUGUUAAAAUCUGUGAUUUAAUGUUUUUAAUGAUCAGCUGACUGAUGGUGAAAUCAGCUGUUUAAUCAGCUGUGAGCCAACAUGGCGGACCAAGGAUCAGUUUCAGUCUGAGUUUAUCUUUUAAACAGUUUAAAACUCUAAAAUGUUUAAAAGUUUUUAGACUGUUUAAUUAUUUUAAUGAUGUUUUAAACUCAAAGAUGCUCAUUAACAUGUUUUUAAAUAUUAACCUGUAAACAUGUAAAACAUUCACACCUGAAACUGUAAACACCACAGCAGCACCGCCCCCUGCUGGUUCACUGAGGAACUACAGCCUCACAUCCACACACUCAACAGAGCAGAGAAACAGUGUGUGUGUGUGUGUGUGUGUGUGUCAGUGUGACUGUGCGUGUCUGUGUGUGUAAUGUCCUUCCUCUUCAGACGGGGGGCGCUCUUCCUCUCUCUGCGUCACGCUCUCGGAGGCAGCGGCUCGUCUCUCUCUGCUCAGCCUGCUUUUGUCAUAGGUAGGGUCACGUGACACACCUCAGUCCACCUGUAAAGGGGGGCGUUUACACCUGGUCCUCAGGUUGAUCCAGAGAUCACCUGUGACCCGCUCUCACCUACCUGUCCUCGGUCCGAUGAGCUCAGUGGUUGUCAUGGAGACGCAGUAAUGUUAGACGCUCUCUAAAAUGGAGUGAUGAGUGAACGGUCCUCUCUUUUUUUCAUUUACUUAUUUUUUUCAAACAGGCGACACAAGAAAGUUUCUGAAAACAAACAAACAAAAGCAGUGAGAAUAUUCAAAUAAAAAUAAAAUAAAAAUAAAAAAUACUUAUAAUAAUAAUGUGAGCCCAACAUGUCCAAAAAGGAGAAGGAUGAAACAUUACGCCUUUUUUCAAACCUACUCCUCCUCCUCCACUCAAUAAUAAUAUCAGUCAGUCUCCAGAAUAUUUACAUUAUAUUAACAAAAAAAGAACAUAAAUAGAGUAAAUAAAUACAUUAAACAUUUAUGAAAACACCUGACAGUUCAAGUCCUUCUUCCUCCGUGUUCCUGGUGAGAAACCAUGUUCUUGUUCCGCUUCUUAAACCGGGUCACUCUUGGACAACGCCUGAGCUCCACACCUGAUCUGAUCCCCAACCUUACUCCACAAACAGAAACACAAAAACGUUUUAAUAUUGUACGUGUCCCACUGAUGCUUUAAGUUAAAGUCCCCCUCAGAUGAUAACCCCCAGCUCUGUUCAAAAACAGUUUUUGGAUGUUUCCAGGCAGUAGACUGUUUAUUUCUUUGUAAAUGAUUUGUGCUGUUUGAAAGAGAACCAGGUCAGUGAAUUUUAAUGUUUUCGAUUUUAAGAAGAGUGAAUUUGUCUGAUCUCUAUCAUGAAUUAUUCUCAUGUCUCUUUUCUGCAGUAUAGAUAGUGAUUGUAUUCUACAUUUGUAAGUAUUCUCCCAAACUUCUGCACAGUCGUGUAAAUAUGGUCAAAUCAGUGAACAGGAGAGAAUAUGGAGUUUUGAUUUGUGGUCCAGAAUGUGUUUUUGUUUUGCUCAGGGCUGAAAUGCUUCUUGACACUUUAUUUUGUACAUGUUUUACAUUAGGGCCCGACCGAUUUAUCGGCGAAAACGCUUUUCUGGUCCGAGUUUGAUCAGUCGGUCUUCCUGUCGGCGUUAAGAGCAGUAGCCUACAGUAUAUCUACAGUAUAAAUAUAUUUUAUAACUUAAUAAAAUUUUUUUUUAAAUUGUCUGAUUAAACGGUCAUCAGAUUUUUUUUCCCCUCUAAUAAUCGGUAUCCGCAUCAGCCCCCAAAAAAUCAGUCGGGCCCUAAUUUAUAUGAGACUUCCCGUUUAUUCGAUCAUCAGUUAUCAAGAAACUUGUUUUCAUAAACUACCUUCAUUCUGAGCACUCCUUCACCUUCGGGUUCACGCACACCUGUCAAACAUGAACACAUUAAAAUUUUAGUGAGUCAGCAUUCUGCGAGCUUUACUGACCUUUGACCCCAACAGGUACACCUGCUUCACACCUGUGCUGAAAGAGGCCCCUAAUUCUCUUAUAAACACCUGACUGUGUGUGUGUGUGUGUGUGUUUGUGUGUGUGUGUGUGUGUGUGUGUGUGUGUGUGUGUGUGAGAGGGGGUGAUGAGUCAAAAAAGAAGAGACACACACAUAUACUCACACUCACACACACACACACACACACACAGUUGUAUCCCCUCCCCCGCCCCUUCAGCUCCUUAACCUCUGACCUCUCUGUAUUUUGUUUUUUUACUUCCCUCCCCGUCUCUCUGCGGUCUCUCCUCCUCUUGCUGUUUGGUUCUGGACCUGGCCCGCUCUGGUUCUGGUUCUGGUCCCGGCUGUAGUCCUGUGAGGUUCUGUUCUCCGGCCGACAUGUCGGGUUUCAAUCUGCUGCAUCUCGUAACCAAAGGCCAACCUGUAGCUCUGAAGGCGUGCAGCCUGCCCUCAGGUCACAUGACCUCCUGACUGACUGGCUGUGUGCUGGCUCUUUGCUCACCUGUACCUCACCUGCCGCUCUCUAACACCUGCUGCUGUCUAACACCUGCUGACAGCAUGUGUGUGUGUUUGCUCUGGUUUAACGCCACCCUUUGCUGUGAGACUCUUUUAACCUGAUUUUACCUGUUUUUAGCUGAUUUUACCUGAUUUUACCUGUUUUUACCUGAUUUUUUUUCAUCCUGCUCUCAGGGAGCGGACGUGUCAGACAUGUUCAAGCCUAUAGAGCUUCAAACUGAGCUGACCUCUGACCUCUGACCUCAGGGCUGUGAGGGUUUGUUGUUCUUUUCUGAAAUAUCUUUUGUGUUUCGUUAGUUUAGAGUCAGACGAAGUUAAAGCUUCAGAUUUAAAACCUUUCUGCAGUUUUUUAAGUAAACUUUACUGCCAGAGUAAAAACAGAAUCAGAAAUACUUUAAUUAUCCUCAGGGGGGAAAAUUUCUUUUUGUCAUAGAAACUCCAGUGCAAAAAAAGUAGAAAGAGGAGAUAGAUAUUGGAUAAAAUAAGUAAAAUAAAUAAAAAUAAAGACAUAAAUAGAUAAAUAAGUAAAAAUAAAGAGAUAACUAAAUAAAAUAAAUAAAACAAAAUAGAUAAAAUAAGUUAAAAUGAGUAAUGAUAAAGAGAAACUAAAUAAAAUAAAUUAAAAUAAAUAGAUACAAUAAGUUAAAACAGGUAAAAAUAAAGAGAUAAAUAGAUAAAAUAAAUAAAAUGAAUAGAUAAAAUAAAUAAAAAUAAAUAGUUAAAAUAAGUUGAGAUAAAUAUAUAAAAUAAAUGAAAAUAAAUAGUUAAAUUAAGUAGAAAUAAACAGAUAAAUAUAUAAAAUAAAUAAAAAUAAAUAGAUAAAAUAAAUAAAAAUACACAGUUAAAAUAAGUUAAAAUAAAGAGAUAAAUAGAUAAGAUAUAAAAAUUAGUAAAAAGUGAAGUGAUAAUAUACAGGCAUGUACACUAUAUACCACACAAAAUAGUAAAAAAAUAAAAGUAAAAAAAAAACAGACCCCCCAGUUCAGACCUGACCAUAACCAGUCCCAGUUAAGAACAGGUGUUUUAAGAUGCUAACCCUAAUAUCCAGGUGAUCCAGGUGAGCUGCAGCUCCUCACCUGCUCAGCUCUCAGAUAGACUGACUCACUGCCUGUUUCUGCUUCCUGCAUGCUCUCUCACUGCUUCAGUUUUAGAUUUUAUUUAACAUGAAAAUAGGGAAUAAUCUGAACAGAUUAUCUUUAAUUUGGACCGACAGAGCGAUUAAAAUAAUUUCUCAGAAAAACAAACAAACGAUUAAAAAAAACGAAACUAAAAAUUAAACAUGAAUUCAUCAUCUGGAAACAAAGUUUACAAUUUCGACUGCAGCCCUGACCCACUUCAUCUAACGACAAAUAACCGAGGUACACAGAGGAACCUGAAGGCAUCGUGCACACACACACACACUGUAUUAUCCAUGUUAGGAGAUGGACCGUAGUGUUAGUGACCAGUAUGGUUGAAUAAACCGUGAUCGUAGCGCCUCACCGCUGACCUUUAGUGAGUUUGUUUUCCUUUCUUCAGACUAAAAUCACUGAGUGUGCUUCAUUUUGAUUUUUGCCGAGUUUGUAUUUUUCUGAGUUUCUAAAACAAACGGCUGAACUGAAGCUCCGCCUCCAUCCCCUCCCCCCCUCCAGGUGCUCGGAGGUGUAAGAAAACAUGGCCAGUGAGUUUCUCCAAGGAGGAGCUGACGCAGCGCCUGACGCCGAUGCAGUACCAUGUGACCCAGGAGAGAGGCACUGAGAGGUGAGAACGCCCGUUACCACAUAAAUGAGCUCCUUCUCCUCCGGUUCAUACCUGACACUCUAACUGAUGAACACAUGAUGUUCACAGCGCCUUCACAGGUGACCUCACCGACCACAAAGACGAGGGGACCUACACCUGUGUGGUGUGUGGAGCUCCUCUGUUCAGGUGAGAUCACGUCACAGAUAAUGUCGUAAAGACACGACGACAGGUUCACUGAUGAUGUUUGUGUUUCCUGUUCCAGCUCAAACAGCAAGUUUGACUCUGGGUCAGGUGAGAUGUUUUUAUUUUGUAAACCGUUGGACACCAGUAAGAGGUGACCUGAUAAUGCUGCUAAAGGUCAGAGGUUAAAUGAAGUGACUUGGGUGUUUCCUGCGAGGACUACGAACUCCUGAGCAGAAUUUGAACACCUGCAGCUGUCACUGUUUUUAACGUCAGGCCGUCAUGUGUUCAGGUUGGCCGUCCUUCUUCGACCUCCUGAAGGAAGAGUCCGUGUCGACGUCAGACGAUUUCUCCUACGGCAUGCACCGAGUCGAGACCACCUGCAGCCAGGUAACCAACAAAUCCACCUUAAAACAUUAGGUAGAAACUACACCGCACCUGCAGCCAGAUAACCAACAAAUCCACCUUAAAACAUGAUCACACGGUCCAGCUCCAUAAACCCAAAUUUCCAUCGUAUCCAGAACGUCUACAAAAAGGUCGUAUCCUCCAAUCAUAGCUGAUCGUAACCAUUCAAGGUAACAUGUCAAUUUCCUCCGGCCAGAUCUUCGUUGAGAGGACAACUGUUGUCCUCUCCAAAAGAGUGUUACCCCCAAUAUGGCGUCCAUUCGGUGCCAAAUAUCCACACGCAUCAAAAACAUAUCAGCGCGCAUAAAAACACCUACCUCCGCGCUCGCCGUCACUAUCUGCGCGUUCGCAGCGUCUGUACACACACGCGCUGUCUCUCUCAGGGCCCUCUGCGCGCUCGACUCAGUUGACUUUUGGCACUCCGGGGGCGGGCCACUCUGCACCUCCCCUCCACUCUGAUUGGUCACUUAGAACCGAUUGACGCCAGGUCAGAGCCAAUCGGAUGCAGAGUAGUAAUGUAAACCCUCAGCACUGCCUCUUCUGUCACAAUACCAGUCUUUGCAGACAGACAGACAAACAGAUAGAUAGAUAGAUAGAUUGACACACACAAUUGACCAAUCAGAGUGGAGGGGAGGUGCAGAGUGGCCCACCCCUGGAGUGCCAAAAUUCAACCGAGUCCAGUGCGCAGAGGGCCCUGAGAGAGAAAGUGCGCGUGUGUACAGACACUGCGAGCGCGCAGACAGUGACGGCGAGCGCGGAGGUAGUUGUUUUUAUGCUCGCUAUGUUUUUUUAUGCGCGUGGAUUUUUGGCACCGAAUUGACGCCAUACUCCAAUCUCCACCUUCAUCCUGAUCGUCUCCUAAAAGGUCGUAUCCUCCGAUCGUAGCUGAUCGUAACCAUUCAAGUUAACGUGUCAAUUUACACCGACUUCUUUCCGUUCCUCUGAGGAUCGCCGGACUCCUCAGCUGAUCACAAGAGUUCGAUUUUUUCUGGACGCUGGAGCAUGGCGGAUAAAUUCAGCACAGAUUAACCCGUGCUGGAAAGGAAGUCGGGCACAGACACAAAAUAAAACAUCCGGCUUCUUUUCAGAAUAAAACACUCCGUGUUUCAGGAGGAUCGUAUUUCACACCAUGCAAACGGGCGGAGACGAACAAGUGAAAGGUUUUUAGACGUCAUUUCACCCCGAUGACACCAUGGAUGAGGAGAUGCUGAUUCUAGAAGUCUAGAAGUAGAUUUCCUCCUCUGGAAGGACACAAUCUACUGCUUAUAUGUCUAUGUGUCUGUCUUUAGAGAGACAACUUGUUAUCACGUGAUUGAACGUAAAUGGGGGACAGUUCAGGACUCUCCUCCUACAGAGCCAUGCUGUUGUCAGAAUGUGGUUCUGGACCAUCUGAAGGUCUUCCCUGAAAAAGUCUUUGUCUGGAUGGACGCAGAUGUUGGUCCUAAACUUGGAGAUAUUUUUCAGCAUGAAUUGAGCCUUUAUAACUUUUACAAACUUUCACAAUCAUCAGAUUUAACAUGUUUCAGUUUCUACAUGUUGUUUUGAAAUUAAUACAGACUUGAAAUCAUUUUCAAACCUUCAAAUUCUGCUUCCAUUGACAUUUGAAAAGACGUCUAAGGAAAUGGAGUCUGCAGCCUUAAACACUCUCUCUCUCUCUCUCUCUCUCUCUCUCUUUCUCUCUAUCUCUCUCUCUCUCUCUCUCUCGUUCAGUGUGGAGCUCACCUGGGUCACCUGUUUGACGAUGGACCUCGGCCAACAGGAAAACGUUACUGCAUAAACUCCGCCUCCCUGGCCUUCCAGCCUAAAGACAGCCCUCCCCCUUCCUCCGGGACAGAGGGCGGAGCUUCCAACAAAGAAGAAAGUGACAAAAAGAGUGAGCUCUGA
Messenger RNA from Xyrichtys novacula (pearly razorfish), 20064 nucleotides. The record is from the annotation of a GenBank genome assembly. Lineage: Eukaryota; Metazoa; Chordata; Actinopteri; Labriformes; Labridae.